Messenger RNA from Drosophila busckii, 7074 nucleotides. RefSeq names its product latrophilin Cirl (gene Cirl). The record is from RefSeq and is a predicted model, not a curated record. Gene Ontology annotation, biological process: adenylate cyclase-activating G protein-coupled receptor signaling pathway; cell surface receptor signaling pathway. Gene Ontology annotation, cellular component: membrane. Lineage: Eukaryota; Metazoa; Arthropoda; Insecta; Diptera; Drosophilidae. The transcript has 10 exons. Gene Ontology annotation, molecular function: carbohydrate binding; G protein-coupled receptor activity. Bases 185 to 5113 code for a protein of 1642 amino acids.
UUGCUUUACUUAUUGCUUAAAUCUUACAGCUCCCAAGUACCAAACGGCAUAUGCCUGUGAAGGUAAGAAAUUGACUAUUGAAUGCGAGCCAGGCGAUCUGAUCAACUUGAUACGAGCCAAUUAUGGACGCUUUUCAAUUACCAUAUGCAAUGAUCAUGGCAAUGUGGAGUGGAGCGUUAAUUGCAUGUUUCCCAAAAGUCUCACAGUGCUCAACUCGAGAUGUGCACACAAACAAAGCUGCAGUGUGCUGGCAGCCACUAGCAUGUUUGGGGAUCCCUGUCCCGGCACGCACAAGUAUUUGGAGGCGCAUUAUCAAUGCAUUUCAGCAGCGCAGACUUCGACGACCACAAACAGACCUAGUCCGCCGCCUUGGGUAUUGAGCAAUGGACCGCCUAUCUUUGGCAAUGGCAGUGGACUUAUACAGGCGCCAGCGCCAUUGCCGCCACGUCUGCCUACGCUGCCCGGCGUUGUAGGCAUCAAUGGCAUACAUGCCCUGCAACCCACGCAUGUCACACCCAGCAGCAGCAGCAGUAGCACUGCAUCUCUGCCCGGCGGCCGACUCAAGGGUGUAGCCAGCAGUACAACCACCAAGCAUCCAGUUGGCAGACACGAUGGCUUGCCACCGCCACCGCAACUGCAUCAUCAUCAUCACCACACAGACACAGAAACGUCGCCCACCAAAUCGAGCAGUAAUGCUAACAGCAAUGCCACUGCGCCGUCCAAUACUCGCAUACUUACUGGCGUAGGUGGUGCCGGCAGCGAUGAUGGCACGCUGCUCACCACCAAAAGUUCACCUAAUCGCACGCCUGGCUCAGUUGUCAGCGCCAACAAUGGCAGCAACAGCAACGGCGUAGUGCGCACCAUUAAUAAUAUAAAUCUUAAUGCUGCCGGCAUGGCGGGCACAGAUGAUGAAUCAAAGCUGUUUUGCGGACCAACGCAUGCACGUAAUCUAUUUUGGAAUAUGACGCGCGUGGGCGAUGUGAAUGUGCAGCCGUGUCCAGGCGGUGCUGCUGGCAUUGCCAAAUGGCGCUGUGUGCUCAUGAAGCGCUUACCCGAUGCAGGCUACGAUGAGUACGAUGAUGAUGUGCCCUUGGCCAGCAGCACAACUGCUGCACCGCCUAGUGCUGCCAAUGAUUGUAUACACAACAGCAGCAGCUGUGAGCCACCAGUGAGCAUGGCACACAAGGUGAAUCAACGUCUGCGCAACUUUGAACCCACCUGGCAUCCAAUGACGCCAGACUUGACGCAGUGCCGCAGUCUGUGGCUGAAUAGCCUCGAAAUGCGCGUAAAUCAACGCGAUUCCUCGCUCAUCUCCAUUGCCAACGAUUUGUCUGAGGUGACCAGCAGUAAAACGCUCUACGGUGGCGACAUGCUUGUCACCACCAAAAUCAUACAAACUAUGUCCGAGAAAAUGUUUCACGACAAGGAAACCUUUCCGGAUCAGCGUCAACGUGAAGCUAUCAUAAUGGAGCUGCUGCAUGGUGUAGUUAAGACUGGCUCAAAUCUGCUCGAUGAAUCACAGCUGUCCAGCUGGUUAGAUCUCAAUCAAGAAGAUCAAAUGCGCGUGGCCACCUCACUGCUUAUAGGUCUGGAGAAUAAUGCGUUCCUGCUGGCCGACACCAUCAUAAGGGAACGCAAUGUGGUGCAGAAGGUUAAGAAUAUAUUGCUGUCGGUGCGCGUGCUGGAGACCAAGACUAUACAGAACAGCGUUAUGUUUCCCGAUUCGGAUCAGUGGCCGCUGAGCUCGGAUCGCAUAGAGCUGCCACGUGCUGCGCUUAUUGAGAACAGCGAGGGCGGUUUGGUGCGCAUUGUAUUUGCUGCUUUCGAUCGUUUGGAGUCUAUAUUGAAGCCAAGCUAUGAUCACUUUGAUUUAAAAAGUGCGCGCAGCUAUGUGCGCAACACUGCUAUAUUGUCCAAUGAUAGCGAUACUAAUGCUGGGGAACAGCAACAGCGUAUACGCAUAUUGAACAGCAAGGUCAUAUCGGCCAGCUUGGGCAAAGGACGUCAUAUACAACUAUCGCAUCCUAUAACAUUAGUGCUAAAGCAUUUGAAAACUGAGAAUGUUAGCAAUCCCACCUGCGUUUUUUGGAACUAUAUUGAUCACGCUUGGUCUGCCAAUGGCUGUAAUCUGGAGUCAACGAAUCGCACGCAUAGCGUUUGCAGCUGCAAUCAUUUAACCAACUUUGCCAUACUCAUGGAUGUGGUGGAUGAGCAUCAGCACUCGUUGUUCACCAUGUUUGAUGGCAAUAUGCGCAUUUUUAUUUAUAUAAGUGUUGCCAUAUGUGUGGUCUUCAUCAUCAUAGCGCUGCUCACGCUCAAGCUCUUCAACGGCGUCUUUGUCAAGUCGGCACGCACUUCAAUUUAUAGCAACAUUUAUAUUUGCCUGCUGGCCACUGAGCUGCUCUUUCUGCUGGGCAUUGAACAGACCGAAACAAGCAUUUUUUGUGGUUUCACUACCAUCUUUCUGCAUUGUGCCAUACUCUCGGCCAUCGCCUGGUUCUGCUACGAAGCAUUCCAUUCGUACUCUACAUUAACCUCGGAUGAACUGUUGCUGGAGGUGGACCAAACGCCCAAGGUUAAUUGCUAUUAUCUGCUGUCCUAUGGUCUAUCGCUUAGCAUUGUGGCCAUAUCGCUCAUCAUAAAUCCCAGCUCCUAUACACAAAAUGAUUAUUGUGUGCUCAUGGAAACAAAUGCGCUAUUCUAUGCAAUGUUUGUGGCGCCGGUGCUGCUAUUUUUCUUGGCGGCUAUAAGUUACACUUUUCUCUCAUGGUUUAUAAUGCGCCGCAAGAGUCGCACUGCUCUGAAAACCAAAGAACAUACACGUCUGGCCAAUGUGCGCUUCGACAUACGCUGCACAUUUGUCUUUAUGUUGCUGCUGAGCAUGGCUUGGGGCUGCGCCUACUUUUACUUGCGCCAUGCCAAACUGGCUGAGGAUGUGGCCGUCAUCUAUGGCUAUUGCUUUGUCAUUUUCAAUACGCUGCUGGGUCUGUACAUCUUUGUGUUCCAUUGCAUACAAAACGAGAAGAUACGUCGCGAGUAUCGCAAGUACGUGCGUCAGCAUGCCUGGUUGCCAAAAUGCCUGCGCUGCUCCAAGACUUCAAUAUCAUCCGGCAUUGUGUCGGGCAAUGGCGCAGCAGUUGUCAAUGCAGCCGGCACCAUAUCCAAAGUGAAGUCAAAGCUGCCGCUGGGCGUGAGUGAGGCGCAGCAAGAGGCACAGCAGCAACAGCUGGAGCUGCCGGCGGGUGAAGAAGCCAUUAUUAUGGGCGCCGCUAGCAACUCGGACUGUGAGCUAAACGAGGCACAGCAGCGACGCACACUAAAGAGUGGACUUUUGACUGGCAGUCUGCAGCCCGCAGCCGUCGGCGCUGUGGUAUUGGAACGCGGCACGUUGCGCUCCACUGGCAUGGCCAGUGCGGGACACGCUUCACCCACCAGCUCAGCUGGUUCCACGCACUUAAUCUUUGCGCACAAGCAACAGCAGCAGCAGCCGCCACAACAGCCUGGCGAGGCGUACUAUCAUCAGCCGGACUACUACAGCUGGAAGCAGGGCGCAGCACAGCAGCCCCGCGAGUACUACAACAAUGCAGGCGGCACAGCGGGCGGCGCUUCGCCGCAGCAGGCGCAUGAGGUGUUCUACUGGACGCAGAAGCAUAAUAAUCAGCAUGGCAAGAAGAAGCGUGGCGCUGCCGCAGCGGGCGCUAUGCCUGCCUCGCCGAGUGGCUCACUGCAUAGUCGCGCCACAGCCACGUCGCAGGUGCUGUUCUAUCCCUCGUAUAAAAAGACCAGCGGCGGCAUGAAGCAAGCGCCGCCAGGAACACAGCAAGGCUAUCCGCACUAUGCCGAGGCGCUGGAGCCGCCUGCUGCUGCUUACUAUCAGCAGCAGUUGCGUCGCCAGCAGCAGCAGCAACAACAACAGCAGCAGCUGUCAUCGGAUGAGGAGCAAGCCGAGCAGCAUGCGCAUCUGUUGCAUCUGCAACAUCAGCAGCGUCGUGCUGGCGCUCAGCAACUGCCUGCGCCACCGCCACACAUUGCGCAAUAUCAGCAAGAGUUGCUGGCGCAGCAGCAGCGUCAGCAGUUUAGAAAUAAGCAUUCCAACUGUGAUCUUAGCCAGGGCAUGGGCCUAGGCCUAGGCGAUGCCUACUACAACCAGAGUGGCGGCGGCGGCAGCAACGCCGAUGGCGGCCCAGUCUAUGAGGAAAUCUUGAGUAAUCGCAACUCUGAUGCGCAGCACUACGAGGUGGGCGAUUUCGAUGUGGAUGAGGUGUACAACAAUAGCGUCGGCACGGGUGUCUUUAACAGCAUGCGUGCUGCUGUGGCCGCCGGUGGUAGUCGCUAUGGUGGCGGCAGCCUCAGCGGUGGCAGUGUCUCGUCCAGAAGCCAACAGCAGCAGCAACAACAGCUGCAGCAGCAGCAGCAAAAGCGUCAGCAGCUGAACACACGACGCUGUGCCGCCGAUGAAGACGAUGAUGACGACGACGACGAAGAUGAUGAUGACAAUGAUGAGUAUGAGGGAGCAGCGGAACAGCAGCUGCACGAUAGCGUCUGUGAUGAUGAUGAGAGUGAUUUGGAUGAUGAUACGCAAGGAUUGCCGCCGCAAAGCGAUGAGCGCAUGCGUCGCCUAAUGGCGUUACAAGAUGAGGACUUUAAGCGACGCUUUCAACGACAGCAACGCAAGCAGGGCGCACAUUUAGAUUAUGGUGCGCCACCUCAAGCCGGAGGCCGCCAUACGGAGCAUAAUGGAGGCGCGGUUUUUGGGGUUAGCGGCGGCGUUGGUGAGGGCUCCUUGCGUGGCGCAUACCGGCAGCAACAGCAGCAACAACAGCUGCAUGCCAAAUCGCCCAGCGCACGCUUGGCGGUAAAUGAGCUAUUUGGCCAUGGUAAUGCCGGACCACCACUGCCACCGGCCAAUCAGACGCCCGCACAGAAGCGUCAGCAGCUUCAAAAGUUAUCACCACAGUCCACAACAUCAUCGUCGUCGCACACCUCACACAGCAAUCCUGCUCCACAUCAUAUAGUACAUCCACAUCACAAUCCACACCAGGCACGCCAUAUAUCGGCUAUGUUGGAUGAGAACAACACGGUGCGCUGCUAUUUGGAGCCAUUGGCCAAGUAAGACAGACAACUGUUGGCUCGGGCGCAUUCGUUGUUGUCAUCUUAGGCAAAUAUUUAUAGCUUAGGCUUAGCUAUUACCUCUAGUAUUAGUCAUUAGUCGAAAUAUGGAGCAUUGUGUGAAACAACUUGCUAGACAUAAUAUAUAUAUACGUGCAGUGAUUCGAGAAUCCCAAAACUUUAUAUGCAUAUACUCAAUGUGUGUGUGUAUAUAUGUGUAACUCAACUAGACCAUAGACGUAAACAUAAACGAUAUACAGCUAAAGAUAAAGAUUAAAUAUAGAAAGUAAAACAACCAAGCAACCAAGGCGGAGCAAUCUAAACUCAAUAUGCAUGCUAGAGUAGCUAGAAGAAGAAGCAAAACAAACUGAAACAAAGAUAAUUGUCCGAUACUCUCUAUCAAGAUUUAUACAAACUCGAUAUAUGAAUGUAUUUAAUGUAUAUGUUUAGUGUAAUGAUGUAUGAUGUAAUAAUGUAAGAUGUAUGUGCUGCGCAUACAUCAGCCCACAUGCCAUUUUUAAGUAGUUUAACCAUAGCUAUGCGUAUAUUAAUAACUUAUAAGGUCUGAGUACUGUAUGUAAAUGAUAUUUAAAGCGCAGAGCAUAGUACGUAUUUUAUAUUAUUUUUAAGCUGUCUUGCUGUUCAAUAUUGCAAUAUUACUGCAAUAUAUAUGAAGCCUUGAAACUAGUUUCAACUUCAUAAACCAAAAAUUCUAUUUAUACACUACAAUUAUUUGUUUAAUUUCUACAUCUACACCGCUGUAAAUUGAGCUCAGCUGCAUAAAACAAAUCCCUAUUGUUUUUCUCAGCUACGCUUUUAUAUUUUUUAUUUAUACACAUAUUUUGAUUUAAUGCCAUUUGUUAUUGCUGUUUCAUUUUUAAGGCAUAUUUUUUAAGUAAACCAGCAAAGCAUUUUUGUACAUUAUAUUUUCUACAAUAUGCUUCAAGCACAAAAACCUAGGGCAUUUAUUUUGUAACUUUUUUGUCUUAAAUAAACAAACAAUAGUAGAACGCUUUAUUAUACUAUAAACAAAUGCAAACAAAAUGUUAUUGCUAUGUAAAUGUCUAGGCCACAACACUCUUUCCUAAGCGAAUCAGCAGAUAAAGUAACGUAUACCUAAAUAUAUGGCAAAGAAAGAUUUCAAUCAAACCUCACUUGUUAACUAGGAACUAACUAACUGUAAAGCUCUUUAAAUUACUAGCUAACGCAAACAGAAACAAACUGUACUAUCAAGCGAUAACUUUAUGCCCCUUUAAUAAUGGCUCUAGACAAUUUCCCUUGCAUGUGUACAAAACCCAAUAAAGGAAAAGUGCAAAUAAACAUUUAACAUUUCACAUUUACCAAUGCAAAAGAAAACGCUAACUCUAUGAAAACUGCCUGCACAGCUCUUCCCUCAAUCCCUCCCUGUAUUCAAACACUAUAUUUCAAAUAGAAGUGAAUUUAAUCGUUUUAUGAGCACCUCACAGCUAAUUUUCCAGCACACAGGCUACUAUUGGAUUUUUAUAAGAAUGAAAAACAUUAGAUAAAGUGCAACAUUAAAUUAAAAUAGAUGUAAAUGAUGUGCAAAAGAGUAGCGGCAUUUUUUGCAGUUUAAGCGAAAAGCUAGCAGAUGGUAAUGGAAAUUGAAAAUAAGAAAACUUUAAAUAACUCUACGUAUAUGUAUGACAACUGAAAUAUUGAAUGUAUAGUGUUGCGCCUCCUAGUACUUUACAUAAAUUGAACAAGAAUAUAUAGCGGAUAAAUGUAUGUAAAUGUAUAUUUAUGGAUUAUAAUGCAAAGCAGAAGCCGAUAUCUACAAAAUGAAAAUCAUAAAAAACCAACUCAUUUUUGUCUCUACAUGUUUACUUUUUGAAUGGAAAUGUAACAAAUACAUGUAAUAGAACGAGAUACACUCUAACUGUAUGGAAUGAAUAUGUUAUUGAACACAUCUUUUCUAAUUAAGACGAAUAAACUGAGAACAUUUAA